GCGCUGCGCGGCCCCGAGGAGCGGAGCGGGAGCAGCAUGCGGUAUUCCCUCUACCAUUCCCCGCACCUCCUGCUCCUGCAGGGCUACAGCCAGCAGCAUGACAGCCUGGUGUACCUGCUGAACCGCGAGCAGCACACGGUGGGCCAGAGGACACAGGCGAGCAAACCCAGCAUCAGCCUUUCGGCGCCAGACAUCCUACCCCUGCACUGCACCAUCAGGAGGCUGCGAGCGUCGUGGCACCGCUCGGAGGAGAAGUUGGUGCUGGAGCCCAUCGCCGGUGCCAGCGUCUCCGUUAACUUCUCUGCGGUGACCCGGACCGUUGUGCUGCGGCACGGGGACCUGCUGUCCCUCGGGCUCUAUUACCUGCUGCUCUACAAGGACCCCAUGAAGGCACAACCGCUGCCGGCACAGACCCUGCUGAGGCUGCGGGCCCUGCACCCCGAUGGCCCUUCUGUAUGUGGGACGUGCGGCAGCCUGCUGAAAGAACAGGGGGGGCCCAAUGCCAACCGACAGAGCCCCGAGCCCAGCGACGGUCCCAGGGCUCCCCGCAGGAGGCUGCAGCUGGAGUUUGAGCCAGAGGCUGAGGAUGUGCUGCUGCGGCGCAUCAUGACGCUGAUCGAGCCGGGGGGGGAUGACCACAAGCUGACGCCUGCCUUUCUGCUGUGCCUCUGCAUCCAGCACUCGGCCACCAGCUUCCAGCCUGGGGACUUUGGGCAGCUGCUGCUCAAAGCGGCCAAAAUGAUCCAGAGGACAGUGUGGGAGCGCACACGGGAGCUGGCUGAGAAGCAAUCCCAGCACCAGGACCCUGCUGCCCUGUCCUGUUUCACCAUUGCGGACCUGCUGCCAGACCUGCAGCACAUCCUCUUCUGGAUGUCCAACGCCAUUGAGGUGCUCUACUUCGUCCAGCAGAAGUCCCCCACCUACAUCCAGAGCAUGGAGGAGGAGAUGGAUGUCAAAGGCUCCAAGGAGUCUCUGUUCUCCUCGACCAUCACAGCCAGCGAGGAGGCGAUGACGGUGCUGGAGGAGGUGAUCAUGUACACAUUCCAGCAGUGUGUCUAUUACAUCUCCAAGUGUCUGUACGUCUCACUGCCGGCCCUGCUGGAGUGCAACCCCUUCCAGAAUGAGAGCCAUGAGGGCUGGCGGGCGGCCCCACCGCUGCCCGAGGAGCUGCGCCGCGUGGUGCUCAUCUACCAGGCAGCCCUGGACCUGCUCCAGCAGUAUGAGGUGCACCCUGAGAUCACCUCCCAGAUGUUUGCCUACCUCUUCUUCUUCUCCAACACGCUGCUCUUCAACCAGCUUCUGGAUAAGGGCUCCUCUCUUGGCUGCUUCCAUUGGUCGCAGGGCGUGAAGCUGCGAGCCAGCAUGCGGCUGCUGCUGGAGUGGCUGCGUGGAGCCGGCUUUGAGCAGCUCUCCCAGCAGUUCUUUGCUAAACUGACCAGCGUGGCCAACCUGCUGGCCAUGCCCGGCUCCCAGCUGCUGCAGAUGACGUGGCCGACCCUGAGAGCUGAGUUCCCAGCGCUGAGCCCUGCGCAGCUGCAUCGGGUGCUGAGCCAAUGCCAGACGGCCAUGGAGGUGGGCAAUGUGGCAGCAUGGCAGCCCUGGGAUGAGGAGAGCACGGCCGCCUUCCAGCCUGACGCAGUACUGGAGUCCUUCGACAACCACCCUCCCAUCGUCCUGCCCAGCGCGGGCUUCAAGGUGGACCUUGAGGUGGAGACGUUGGAUGACAACAUCUACCGGCACCUCCUCUACAUCCGCCACUUCCUCUGGAGCCUGCAGAGCAAGAGCCCCCAGGGCAGUGAGGGGCCAUGCUCAGCCCCUCCAAAGAGUGAGCCACCAAUUGUGCCAGAAGUGCUGGAAGUGAGUCCGAGCCCGGUUAUGACCCCGGGGAGCACUGUCCCCACAUCGGGCCGCUGCACCCCGGGGGGCUGCGCCAACCUGGAGGCGGAUGAGCCCCCCCUGCUCACCUCAACCACCAAUGGGUGCCCCCGGCAGCAAGCCGCCGGCGAGCAGCAGCUCCAGGAGAAGCUCCAACAGCUGCAGCUGGGCAGAGGCCCGGCUCCCCCCAGCCCUCCCUGCCUGCUUACACCCCCCACCACCCCCCUGAACUUUGACUCCGCCGGCCCUGAGUCCCCACAGGGCACAACCAAAGGACUGCAGGACCCACGGAGGAACGGGAUGAGCAGCACCAAAGGCGGCAGCCCUGAAGGCUGCUCGCCGACCCCCUACGACUUCCCCACGCCGGAGUCCUCCAGCCGCAGCUCAGCCACCGACGAUUUCUGCUACGUCUUCGUGGUGGAGCUGGAGAGGGGAGCGCUGGGGCUGGGGAUGGGGCUGAUCGACGGCUUGCACACACCGCUGGGCUCCCCAGGCAUUUACAUCCGCACGCUGAUUGAGGGCAGCCCCGCGGCAGCUGAUGGCAGACUGGCCAUCGGGGACCGCAUCCUGGCUGUCAAUGGCACCAGUCUCAUCGGGGCCGAUUACCAAAGUGCUGUGGACCUCAUCCGCUCUGGAGGGAAGAAGCUGAGGUUUCUGGUUGCCAAAUCAGACAUGGAAAUAGCCAAAAAAAUCAUCUCCAGCUCUGCAUCCUCUUAACUCUCGUAUGAGGUAUGAGGGUCUGUCAGCAGGUGCAGCUCUGGUUAGGGUCGAGCUGAUGGAGCCCAGGGUGCAUGAGGGAGGGCCAGGACUGCACAGCUGCCCUCAAUUUGCUUCCCAGCACCUUGCCCUGCACUGCAGUAGAUGGAAGGACACACUGGGGUUCUGCACGCUUCUCCCCAACAGCAUAGAGCUCCUGAUCCAUUGCCUGGCCUCACCCUACAACCUGCACCUUACAGCUGCACAUACAUCCCAGGAGCAUCCCUGUUCCUUCAGCCCCUGGCAGAGGGCAGGAAGGCUGCGGGCAGCUCCUCGUCCCCCCAGCUGAUGGCCCCGCAUGGCCCUCCUUGCUCAGUCACAGGCGUUCAGGGUGGCGUUCCAGUUCUCCUAUUACACUUUCACAUUUGCAGGUCAGGUUCAAGACAGCACUGGGAUAUCAAGGUUGCAGAGCCAGGCCCUGACAGCAGCAGGGUGGGCAGGAACCCAGCUCUGGGAUGGUUAACACAGCACAAGCUCCCAGAGCAGGAUCCCAAGCAGGACGCCUUGCUGGGAGCCCCGGUGCCAUACCUGACAUCAGGUGCCUUUCUGCUACUGGGCUCCAAUCUCAUUGCCCCCAGCCCUGCUGCAAGAGGGGAUGCAGCUUCAGGCGAGGGCUGACACCACCAGCAGUUCCCUGAGACUGAGCCCUGGAGAAUAGGGCUCUCAUCCUUGCACUGGCACUACAGCCCUGGCAGAUCCCCAGCCCGGUCCCCAGAGCUGGCCCAGCAGAGUGGGGCAUUGUGGAGCAGCCAGGUUCACUUUCCCCAUGCAGGAGGUGUUGGCACCACGUCCUGUCCACUCCCUCCCCUUCAGGCCAUUGCAAGGCUCCCCUGUAUCCUGCCCAGCUCAGAGCAUCUCAGAAGUGCUGCUGCUGCUGGGCUGCCAGGUGAUGGGAUGCAGCACAGGUUGGAAUAAAGUCAGGCUUCAGAAUCCCAGCAGCAGUUCUCUGACCCGCAGUCUGCAGUAUGGUGUGGCAGGACUGCACUGGCAGCUCCACCAUGCGACUGCUUGGC
Messenger RNA from Meleagris gallopavo (turkey), 3644 nucleotides. Lineage: Eukaryota; Metazoa; Chordata; Aves; Galliformes; Phasianidae. The record is from RefSeq and is a predicted model, not a curated record.